ACUUGGAUGAUGGCGACUGGUAACUUCAAAACGAUGAAUGAAGAGAUUGUAGUUGAGGACGGACAGAGUGGUAGCAUUGAGGUACAGCCAGCUGAUGAUCAUAGCACACACGUUAUGCCACUAUUGUACAUUCAACAGAAUAAAUUAGGAACUGGUCAGUCACCUACCACAAAUCAGCCCUUGCUGGCAAGUAAUCAGUCGCAGUUGGCUGCGAUAAUUAACCCCAUAAGCACUCCACUCGUUGCGAACCAGAAUAAAGUUUUCAUCCAAAGCUCCAGUCCAGUCAAUCUGCCUCAGAAUAAACAACACAUAGUCAUUAGACAUCCAAUAGGAAAUGUAAAUACUGCACCUCAGAAUCAGGGACAGAAGCACAUUCUUCUGAGGAAACCUAAUACACCAAAUGCACAGAUUUUGCCUUUGAAUAGUGCAGGAACUGGCGCUGCCACUCAAUCAUCAAGUGGAAAACACACUUUUGCAUAUCUGGGGACAUUCAUCAAGCCCAAUAAAACGAGGGAGUCCGUCGUAAUUCCUGCUGGUGGCAUCCCUGCACCUCAAAUGCAAAAACCAAAAUUGGUGAUAACCCCAAUGAUUUCUGGCAUUGGCCAGACAUCGACCUGCACUACACCAGUCUCACAAUCCCAGCCUCAGAAGCACAUGGCAAAUCUUAUUUUACCAGUGUCUAUUCCUCAGUCGACUGGAGCCAGCAAACAAAGUACGUUGAACCUACAUUUCAGCCAUGGUCAAAUUAGUGAUAGCAAAGGAACCUUCGCAGUGCUGCGGGAGUCCAAAGCCACAAAUGCAACCCCCUAUCCACCCCCUCUGCACCCAAUUACGAAGAUGAGUCUCCUGAAUGUCAACAAAAACACGAGCAAUUCACCAGACAGUAUAAAAAUAACAGAAAAUCCAGACUCCGCAGUAAUAACACCAAUUCCAAAGAAAGAUGAUACGAUGCAACCCUCGGAGAAACGAAAAAAAACGAUCAGCAACAUCCUGAGAGGAUCCACUGAGAAACGACCCAAGAAGCAGACGUUUCCGAAGAAUCAGGACAGUAUGGACAUCAGUUACUCUGUCAGCAGUCCAGAAGUGGACCAGGACGGUGGGAAGAAAUUGAAUGACGACGAGAUUACUCUGAUAAAAGUUGUGCAGGGAGAGGAUAAGAUCAGGAGGAAGUCUUUGGUGGAUGAUGACGUUAAAAUCGAAGUGGUUAAAACUUCCACGAGUAGUGGGGGGACUUCCGGGGGCGAUAAAGAGAGGAAAAAUGAGAAGACCAAUGGCAGCAACUGCGAGGAUAUCAAGGACAUCAUUAAUGGGAAUCAUAGCGAUCCAAAUUUCGAUGCUGCUAAGGCCCUGGACUGGAAGGAUGGAGUGGGAUCAUUGCCUGGAAGUAGUUUAAAGUUUCUCAUCAACGAGUUUGGUAUGAUGGAGGUGGUGGAUGAGGAUGAAAAUUCCAAACAGGAUAAACAUAGCAAUGGGGAUAAGGAGAACGUUUUUCUAUCCCGAAAUUCAUCAAAAUCGGUUGCUGUCACUGCGACGAAUGAUAAGAAAAAUGAAGAUAAAAAAUCUCGACAAUCAGUCAGUGCCGAUACUUUAUACUGUUGCGAGAGUUGUGGUUGUUACGGAAUGGCGGCUGAAUUUGAAAGUCCAAUAUCGUGUAGCCCAGCAUGCACUGAAAUGAUAGCAGUGAAAAAACAGCUGAGAAUAAAAAAGGAGAAGGAAGCGAAAGAAUUGCGAGCCAAACGAAAGCGUAAGAAAAUGCUCAUGCAAGAGCAAAACUUGAAGGAGGGUUUGGAAAAAGUCUCUGAGGUUGAGAUCGACGAGACAGAUAAGGAAAAAGAUAUUGAAAGGGAAAAGGAGAAAGAAAAAGAAAAAUCGAGGGCAAAGGAAAAGAUAUCGAAGGAGGAACGUAUGAAAUAUGAAAGUGACGAGGAGUCGAGAGACACUUCAACGACGAACGUGGAUGAAGAGAGUCAAAAUGAGAAAAUUGAGUCCAAGUAUCCCUGGCAAACCGGAAAGCAUGGAUUUUCAUGGUCCAAGUACUUGGAGCACUGCAAGGCGAAAGCAGCUCCAGUGAAACUCUUCAAAGAUCCAUUUCCAUACGGAAAGAAUUUGUUCAAAGUUGGAAUGAAACUCGAGGGCAUCGAUCCUGAACAUCCCUCACGUUACUGCAUCUUGACUGUAUUUGAAGUAGUUGGCUAUCGAAUACGUUUGCAUUUUGAUGGGUAUCCCGAGAACUUUGAUUUCUGGGUGAACGCAGAUUCCAUGGAUAUUUUUCCAGUUGGAUGGGCAGAGAAGAAUGGACAUAAAUUGGACCCACCCAAGGGUUACGUGCCAACAAAUUUCAGCUGGAAUGCAUACUUGAAGACGUGCAAAGCCACACCAGCACCGAAAACGGCAUUUUCCAGUAAAAGCGCUGUUUUUCCACCCACGAGUUUUCGUGUGGGAAUGAAAUUGGAGGCAGUGGACCGUAAGCACUCAUCACUAGUCUGUGUAGCGAGUAUUGCGGGUCUGAUGGACUCUCGAAUUCUUGUGCACUUCGACUCCUGGGAUGAGGUGUAUGACUACUGGGCAGACGCUAGUUCUCCCUACAUCCACCCAGUGGGUUGGUGCCAUCACAAUGGUCACAGCCUGACACCCCCGAACAACUACAAAGACGCCAAGACCUUCACCUGGGACGCAUACCUCAGAGAAACGAGAUCCGUAGCAGCGCCAGCCCGAGCCUUCAAGCAGAGGCCACCCUGUGGCUUCAAGCGAGGAAUGAAAUUCGAGGCAGUCGACAAGAGGGUGCCCCAAUUAAUUCGCGUUGCGACAAUCGAGGACGUCAAGGAUCACAUGAUAAAAAUUCGUUUCGAUGGGUGGCCUGAGGCUCAUGCCUACUGGGUCGACGACGAUUCCCCGGAUAUUCACCCCGUUGGGUGGUCCAAUAAAACUGGGCAUCCCCUCGAGGCCGCCCUCACCUCUGAAAUUAUCGCGGAGAAGACAGAGUGUGGAACCCCUGGGUGCCGUGGCAUUGGUCACAUCAAGGGUCCUAAAUUUGCCACUCAUAACUCAGCCUCUGGGUGCCCCUAUUCCUCCCAGAAUCUCCAUAAAAUCAGACUCAAUACGGACAGACUCAAUGUCAAACACGAAAUCUGUGACUAUGACGAGGACUCCCUCGACAGAUCCAAAGGGGACUUGUGGAGGGUCAGGGAUCGAUCUGAUAAAUACUCCCAUGAGCAGAAGCACAUCAAGAGCGAGAAGGAUGUCAAGCAGGAGUACGAUGAAUUUGAUGAGGUCGAGAGUAAAUCGAGCAAAAUGAAACAGCAACAUCAAAGUGAUGGCAACACUGAUGAGGAAGAUCAUACAUCCAGAAAACGAAGGAAAAGACGUCAUAUAUCUGAGGAACCUCUAUGCCCUCCAAGCUCUGGAUUCGGUGAAUCACUCACCACGUAUGCACCAAAUAUGCCUGAUAAACAACUACGUAACGAGCUGUAUCAAUCCGUUUACGAUCCCGGAUACAGUCCACUGCCGGAUGCACCACACAUUUGGGCUAAACACAGUAAUGUAUUGAAUCGUGUCGUUGCUAAACAGAAUACCAAUCCCAGACGAUGGUCCAACGAGGAAGUCAUCAAGUUUAUCCAGAGCGUGCCUAAUUGCAAGGAAGUUGGUAGCAUUUUUAGGAAGCAUAGUAUCGACGGUGAGGCAUUUUUAAUGUUGACUCAAGAAGAUUUGGUAUCACUUCUGGGUCUCCGUCUCGGGCCAGCCAUAAAAUUGUACAAUAGUAUUGUACUUCUGCGUCGACGCGCCACAUGAAACGUGCUCAACAUUUUAACACCCACCAACUGAUCAUGUUCAUUGUAAUUUUCACCAUUAUUCUCUUUCAUUCAACCCGAGGGAACUCGGCAAUUAAGCUCAUUAGCGACUGGUAGAUUCUCACUUUUUUUAUGGUUUUUCUCCUCACGAGAACCAAGUCCGGGAUAUUAUUAAUGAUUCAUUUCGACAUGUGGGAGCAGAAGGACGAAGAGUACUUUAAGAUUCACCUCUCAAAUAUUUAUCUAUUCUUAUCUUAAGGUACAUUGCACUGUACAAAAUGUAUAUAACUAGUUGUUAUAUCUGUAGAUAUUGGUAACACGUAAUAAAAAGGAUUUUGUUAAAAAUCUACUUGUCUCUUCCCUCAUCAAUUUCAUUCUCUCAUUAACAACAA
Molecule: messenger RNA, 4180 nt
Organism: Fopius arisanus
Lineage: Eukaryota; Metazoa; Arthropoda; Insecta; Hymenoptera; Braconidae
Gene: l(3)mbt
Product: lethal (3) malignant brain tumor
Exons: 13
Coding region: 7-3789 (1260 amino acids)
Biological process (GO): negative regulation of DNA-templated transcription
Cellular component (GO): nucleus
Molecular function (GO): zinc ion binding; chromatin binding; histone binding
Source: RefSeq, a predicted model, not a curated record